This is a messenger RNA of Myxocyprinus asiaticus (Chinese sucker), 987 nucleotides long. RefSeq lists its product as uncharacterized. The record is from RefSeq and is a predicted model, not a curated record. Lineage: Eukaryota; Metazoa; Chordata; Actinopteri; Cypriniformes; Catostomidae. Bases 203 to 823 code for a protein of 206 amino acids. Gene Ontology annotation, cellular component: membrane. The transcript has 3 exons. Gene Ontology annotation, biological process: monoatomic ion transport.
ACGUUACUGAGUGCACCACUAAUGAACAAAUGACUGAUCAUAUGUCAACCUACUGAUAAAGGUUGUUGCUUCCUAUGCAAAAUGUGUUAAUGCAAGGACUUAAUGAACAUUUAUUCUUUCUCCUGUGAUCUGUACACAGGUCCAGUUAUCCAUUAAUCCUUUCAGCGCUGUUGUGACCCUGAUCCUUCCCAGUGUACUGAUAAUGCUGGCCGACUUGGUGAGCUUUGCUCUGCCUGUUUAUAGAGGAGAACGCAACAACCUGAAGGUCACAUUGGUCCUGAGCUUAACCAUGUUCCUCCUAAUCCUCAAUGACCAUCUGCCCAGUGGUGGAAGUUGCAGCCCUCUCCUUCAUUAUCACUUCUGCUUCUGUCUGGUCUCUUUGGUCUUGAGCAUGGUGACUUCCAUAGUGCUAACACGCCUGGCUUUAGAAGACAGUGUCAUGUUUUGUAGGUGCUCGAAGAGCACCAAAAAACAGCAUUGCGGAAUGGAUCAGGUAGAAGGGACUGAUGAGAUUGCAACAACCAAGUCUGGUGAUCUGGCUUCAGAGGUGGCUUCACUCCAGAAAAUAGUGAACUUUUUGGAGAACAUUGAUGAUAAAAAGAAAGUGACAGAUAGCAAUAAGUCUUUUGUAGAACGCUUAGACAAAAUCUGUUUUUGGGUUUUUUUCUUCAUUGACAUAAUUUACCUCACAAUUCUUUAUAUUAUCACCAGAACAGAGAUUUGUAAAGUCCAAAAUAAAAUUAUCUGGGAUAAUGACGGUUAUGGAUAUGGGUAUUCUGUAUCUGAUAAUGACACACAAACUUUUUUAUAUUAUUAUUAUUAAUUCAUUAAUAAAGUACAGUGGUUUGAUUUUUAUACAUUUCUCAUUACCAAUCAUCAUGGAUCCAUUUCUGUAUGUUUUCUGUGAAACAGAUUUUGAUUUGUUGUAUUGUCUGGUGUAAUAACUUUGUAUAUUACCUAGGGUAGAUUUUUCAAAGGUAUAAAGUA